AAGGAAGAGGAAAAUAUAAAUUUGAUUGGAUAGUUGUGUUCGAGACUGUACAAGAUCGUGACACCUGAAUCUUGAACAGUGUUUGUUCUUGUGAUCAAUUAUAUAAAGAAACUCAGAUAAGAUCCAAUUGAAAUACUCAGCAGUUUUCAGUUUUUUUUCACUUUUUCAAUUUUAAACUAUCUUGAGUUUGCAUAAUGAGAACUGUUAAAAAUCCUGAAAUAGCUGAAUUGUACACAAAAAUAGGCGAUAAUCCACACUUCUUGGAAGUCCCCAGUGAGAUGCCAUUUGUGGAGUCACCUCUUCACACUGCUGCUUCAGAAGGCCGUACCAACCUUGCUCUUGAAAUCUUGAGGCUAAAGCCUUCGUUGGGGAAGAAAUUGAACCUUGAUGGUCUAAGUCCACUGCACCUGGCUUUGGAUAAGGGACAUACCAACACUGUGAAACGACUUAUCAAGCAUAAUCUGAACCUCAUUCGUGUCCCAGGGAGGGAAGGGAUCACUCUUUUGCAUUAUGCAGUGGAAAAGGAGGAAAUUGAUCUUUUGAUUUAUUUUCUUCUCAUAUGUCCACUCUCAAUAAAUGACUUGACCGUUCGAGAUGAGACUGCCGUGCAUAUUGCUGUAAUAAACAACAAUUUGGGAGCUUUUAAGGUUUUGUUUGGUUGGGCUAAGAGGACAGGUUAUAAGAACGUGUUUCGCUGGAGAAACAAGGACGGCAAUACCUUGAUACAUCUUGCAGCAUUAACAAACCAACCGGAGGUUAUGAAGUCAUUAAUCGGGCUUGUGCAUGUGAAUAAGAAAAACUUAGAAGGUAAGACGGCAUUGGAAAUCCUCAAACCUGAAAAUGAAGAAGCAAGGAAAAUUUUAAUAAGCGCAGGAAAUAAAGAAGGUUCAUCACUUGUCAAUCGUGCCAUUGCCAAAUAUUUACAUAUUCAAGAUGAAGCCACCGUUUUUGAAACGUACUUGAAACCAAAGAUGAGGUUGAUAGAUUAUUUACUCCAAUAUGGUGCUUACCUGGAUCUCGGUUUGUCAGGGGAUAUGCGAAACGCUAUCCUCGUAGUAGUUGUGCUUAUUGCAACUGCUGCGUUUCAAGCCGCUCUCACUCCUCCUUUUUGGAUUUCUCACGGUGAUAAUACUACUUCAACCAAUUCAACUAGCACCAACUUCAAAAAAAAAAUAACCCUAAGUAUGGCAAAAGAGAAUAUAUUUAUCAACACAAUCGCCUUUGGUCUUGCAAUGGGAACGUGUUUAAUACUUACACUUAAUCGAGUCCACUUGUUUCUUUUUCCAUCUGUUUAUCUAUUUUCGUUAAGCUAUGGAGUAUUGGCAUAUGCAAUAUACCCAGGUACAGAAGCUCUAUUUAUCAUAAUUGCAGUUGGGGCAUUAAUCGAACUGUCUCUCAGGAUAAUACAACCCUGGACGAUCAUACUAAUCAAAGGCAAAAUAAGUGGUGAUAUCUGCUACGAAUACAACCCUGCUGAGGUGAUAUAUCUCUUAUUUAGUAGCCAAUAUAUCAAUCAAGGACCCAUACUGACUCGGAUGGCUAAAAUUAAAGCAUCAUGAUGAAGCUACUGCAUCAAAAGUUCUGUCAUGCCUCACAAUCAAUAUUGCAAAAAGGACAUUAAUCAAGUAACUACAUAUUGAUUGGGACGCCAAGGAAAAUAAUUUUCAGUUUAAGUUUAAAGAUAGUAGCAUGCAUGUAACGUCAUCUUAAUAUGAAUUAUGUUUUUCUGUAAGGAUCUGCAGUGAUUGACAAAGAAAAAAUAAAAUUGUUUCUUAUUAGUUUUGGAUUGUGUGCCCAUUUAGUAUAUUUUCCUAUGAUAAAACAAUAAUUUAAAAGAAAUAAAUUGUGGUUGUAUUUAUUUA
This is a messenger RNA of Olea europaea var. sylvestris, 1862 nucleotides long. RefSeq names its product ankyrin repeat-containing protein BDA1-like. The record is from RefSeq and is a predicted model, not a curated record. NCBI's taxonomy places the organism in Eukaryota, Viridiplantae, Streptophyta, Magnoliopsida, Lamiales, Oleaceae. The transcript is spliced from 2 exons. Gene Ontology annotation, molecular function: protein binding. The coding region runs from base 195 to 1559 and encodes 454 amino acids.